AGCACGAGACUCGGGGCACUCCACGCGUUUUUCACGACGUGUGCAUCACGAGUCUGAAGGAAUCGGCCGCUCAAUUUUCCCCCUGAAGGACGAGUCCAGCAUCCGUUGGUACCAGGCACAGUGUAUCAGACGCCGUGACGCAAUGGCGCUUUCCGGUUCAUCGAUCGUGAUCGUUUUCAUCGGCGUGGCCGCUUACGCGGCUGCCGGACCCGUUCAGGCUGGACCGAACACGGUACAACAGAAUGAAUAUGGGGUAUUGCCGGAUUCCUUUACAAGAUACUGGGAAGAUCGAAGUAUGGGCAACCGCAAUAUAAAUGGUGUCGGCGGAGGCCAUCUGUUGCGACAGGGACGUCGAGGGCUGGAUUCGUUAUCUGGAGCAACCUUUGGUGAGAGCAAGAGGUUUAUACCUUUCAGAAACUUAGUUUUAAAAAUUGGUUCGACACCCACACGGAUUGAGGGACCUGCUUGGCUAAGGCGGCUCAGUGUGAUGAACGUACAUCCUGGCAAUUUUGACGAGAUUGACCGAUCGGGGUUUGAUCGCUUCUCAAAGAGGAACAUCGACGAGAUUGAUACCGCGUUCGACAGCUUCUUCAAGCGAAACUUCGAUGAGAUCGAUCGAGGUAGUUGGAGCGGAUUCGUCAAGAGGCUCAAUAAUUAUCUGGCGGACAGGCAGCGACGUUAAUCGGCGCAGGACAGGUGGAGAGGAUAGCGAGAUGAAGGGCACAGAAAGGGCGAAGGGCAAAGAGAAGGGCAGCGAGAAACAUCGGAACGAAUUGUACACACACUCACUCUAUUAAAAGAAAAAAAAGACUCGUUUAAUUUACGUGAAAUUUAGAAAAAAAAUAUUCGACGCAAAUUAAAAUCAAUCCCUUUGCCAUUGCUGUUUUCUAAUGGCUGCGAAUUUAAAACCGGAUAUAUUACAUCGAAACUUAUUACAUGGCAAAACGCAAAAUGUGAUGAGAUUAUUUUUCGAACAAAAUCGAGAGGCAUUUUUUUGGAUGAUAACAUUGCUUGACAUAAUUUUUUCUCUUCUAGAUCGAUAUGCUGAAAACCACUAAAUGUACUUUCAAAUCCAAAUUCUAGAGGAUAAACUAAGAAAAGUGAUAGUGGGUCUCACUUUCGAGAUAUUGAUAUAAUUAUGCAAAUAUUUGAUAUUAAUAACUUAUAAAAUUUUGAUGAAUUAUAAAUUCCAGAGAUGGAAAUGGAUAAACUAUAUCGCACGAUUCAAUUAAAUUUAAAGUAGGUUUCUUUUUAUAGAAAUUAUUUUUAGCUGUAAUAUAUUCUUAAAGUAUUUAAUAGCAAAAGUUAAAUACUUGCAACCAAUAAAGGCCUAUUUAAAAACUUUUGUACAAUAAAAAUAGAAUCGGUGGCUAUGGCAAAACAUUCGUUAGUUCAUCCUCUAUGAAUUAAGCAAAAGAAAAAAUAUAUACAAAGAGAUUAUUUUACUCAAUUGAAUCCACGAAAGAAUCUGCAUGAGAGCAAAUUAUCAUUUAUCUUGAAAAAUAGUUCUUAAGUGAAAGUAAUUGGAUUUAUUUCAAAGAAGCUCUUACUCUCGCUAUAUCUUCAACGACUUUUUCGAAACACGCUGCAUCGUAAAAAUGAUAUUAACUUACAUCUAAAUAUGAACGGCGUGUAUAUAUCGUUAAUGUGUAAUUAAUUGUAUAUAUUAACUCAGCUCAGUGUGUGAAUCUCAGAAUUAUAUACAUAUAUGGUGAAUACAAAAUCGAAUACUCAACGCGAUUAAAUCUUAGGAAAGCGGCAGGAGAUACAAACAUUAUGGUGUGUCGUUCCUCUUUAAAAAAAAAGGAAACUCGUUUGAAAGAGUUUCUAUUGAAAAAUACUAAAAAUACUCGAAUAUCUUUAUGUCCAAAGGCAUGACCUGGCAAAGAAAUUUCUUCUCUCUUUGUAAUUUAGAAAUGAUUUAAAACUAUUUCGUCGCUUUGACGAAAUUUAACCGAUUGGAGAUCGGAUAAAAUAUAUCACGUGGUUUGUCCUCUUUACUCGUAUGCAAAUUCUGUCAUUCUGCAAAAGUGUACUAUCUAAAAAAAACGAUAAUAAAUUUCUGGCUAAUUAGA
This is a messenger RNA of Temnothorax curvispinosus, 2075 nucleotides long. RefSeq names its product orcokinin peptides type A-like. The record is from RefSeq and is a predicted model, not a curated record. The transcript has 5 exons. Lineage: Eukaryota; Metazoa; Arthropoda; Insecta; Hymenoptera; Formicidae. The coding region runs from base 143 to 682 and encodes 179 amino acids.